Molecule: messenger RNA, 4246 nt
Organism: Cotesia glomerata
Lineage: Eukaryota; Metazoa; Arthropoda; Insecta; Hymenoptera; Braconidae
Gene: Polr1F
Exons: 4
Coding region: 98-4093 (1331 amino acids)
Biological process (GO): DNA-templated transcription initiation
Cellular component (GO): RNA polymerase I complex
Source: RefSeq, a predicted model, not a curated record
UAUUUUUUUCGUUUAAAAAACCAUGCGGUGUGAAUUUGAAGGUUAAGACUAAUUAGAAGUAAAAUAAUUAUUCGUAAAAUAAGUAAUAAAAAUCAAGAUGCGUCCGAAAGUGAAUACAUGGAUAAACUGGUCCGCAAAAGAAUUAGAUGAUUUAGUAAAUCAAAAAAAUUCAUGUGUUUUCAAAGAAACAAUAAAAAAACACAUUCCAAUGUACUCAGUUCAUUUGAGUGAUGUUAGAAAAUCUUUCAAAGAUAUUUUAAAUUCAUCGAUAAAUACUUUCGAUUCAAGCUUCGAUGGGCUUUUAAUUUCUUAUCAAAACCCAACAAUAUUGUGCCCGCUGACUCAGAUGUUUUACGAUAUUCAAUUCGUCCACGUCGACCUUCAAGCUGAUUUUUACAUAUUUCGACCAACAGUUGAUAGUAUUCUUACUGGUAUUGUUAACAAGAAAGAAACAAAUUAUAUUGGUGUGUUGAUGCACAAAACUUUCAACGUUUCCAUCACAAAACGAUCAGAUGACGAGUAUUGGCUUGGACAUAAUGUUUUCGUCGGUGACAAAGCAACAUUUCGUGUCACCCAGGUCGAUUUAAAAGCCAAAGUUCCAUUUAUUCGAGGCGAGCUGCUGUCAAGUGAAACUACCGAAAAUGAUGAACAAAUGGAUUUUGCUGAGGAAGAAAUCAAUGAAGAAGGAGGAAAUGAACGUGAUAGCGGAUACCAAGAGUCUGAGAAUGAAACUAAACCUUCUAAAUCUAAAAUCAUCAAUGGUUUCCUUGCUGGAGAAGGUAGUGAUGAGGAACAUACGCGUAAAGCCAAGAAAAAAAAGAUUAAAAGUCCUGAUAAAACUUUACAAGUAAAAAAUGAACACUUAUCUGCUGCGUCACCAAUUAAGGUGGCUAAAAAAAGAAAACACGAUCAUGAUAAUGAUGGUGUGAGUCCUAAGAAAGAGACUCAGACGAAAGUCAAACGAUUAAAAGUCGAUGAUCAAGUUAAAGAGGAAGAAGAACAAAGAAAUAUGCAAGAGGAGUUGUUAGCAAGUCCUAGUCAUUCGGUAACUGGCAGUGAUAAGCCAAGGAUCAUUUAUGACCAAGUGUUGCCUAGUAGGAAUAGUAUUAAGCUGGAAAAUAAUGUUGAAAAGAAAACUAAGAAAAAGAAAGCGAGUCAUGAUAUUUCUGAGAGUGACGAAGAUCAAUCAUCGCAAUCUAGCAAAAUAAUUAGUCAAGAAAAAGAGGAAAAGGAUGAUGAAGAUGAUGAUGUACCACAUGACCACAGCCAAUAUUUUAGAGAUAAAGAAUCACCAAUUCCUAGCAGUGAUGACGAACAAAAAGCUCCUAACGUGGAAGAAUCUAUUAAUGAAUUUUCUGAAAAGAAAUUUGAGAGUAAAGAUGGAAAGAAAAGUAAUAAAAAGACACAGAAUGUUACUAACAGUCAAGAAAAUCAAUCUCAGUCUCGUGAAACUGGAAGUCAAGAAGAAAAUGAUGAUGAUGAUGAUGAUGAUGAUAUGCCCCGUGAUCACAGCCAAUAUUUUGGACAUAAAGAAUCAAUUCCUAGUAGUGAUGACGAGCCAGAAACUCCUGUGAAAGAAUCUGUUGAUAAAUCUCCUCAAAAGAAACGUGAAAACAAGGAUGAAAAGAAAAGUAAGAAAAAUAAGGCAGAAAUUGGUACCAGAAGUCAAGAAGAUCUAUUCCAGGUACAAUCGCAGUCUCGUGAAACUUAUAGUCAAGAAGAGAAAAAUGAUAGUGAUGGUGAUGAUGAUGAUGAUGAUGACAUGCCACAUGAUCACAGCCAAUAUUUUGCACCUAAAGAAUCAGUUCCUGCGAGUGAUAACGAAGCAGAAGUUCCUGAGAUGAAAGAAUCUAUUGAUAAAUCUCCCAAAAAGAAACUUAAGGAUGAUUGUAAGAAAAAAAGCCAGAGAAAAAUGGCAGAGGGUGCUAUCAAGAAUAUGGAAAAUCAAUCACAGUCUAGUAAGGUUGGUAGUCAAGAGGGAGACGAAGAUGAUUUUCCGCGUGAUCACAGUCAGUUUGUUCGUGAAAAAUUACUCACUCCUAAUGAUGAUUUUGAACCGAAAAUUCCUGAGGCGAAAGUCAAAAAACCGGUUGUUAAAAGACCUAGAAAAAAGGUCGAGAAAGAAUCCCAAGAGAAGGUAGAGAGUGAAAAUGUUGUUGAGAAAAAGGUUCAAAAAAGAACCACGAAAAUAAAAGAACCUGUUGUUUUAACUCUCGAGGAUAUUGACAAGUUAGAAAAGUUGAGGGAAUAUUAUGCGGAAUCUAUCGAUCAAGCAGUUAUCAAAAUAUGUUCUGAGAAUUAUAAAGAAGAAGAAUUGGAAAAACAUACCGAUUAUGAAUUUUUGGAAGAUAAUUUUGAAGAGCUUCCAAAUUUUGAUACAGCUAAAAAAGAUAAAAUAUCAAAAUCUAAGGAGAUUAAAAAACCUAAGCCUCUAGGAAAUUCUACUAUUAUAGAAUCGCAAUUGGACUCACCAGGAUUUUCUCGGGUUCAAGAGCCAUCUGUAAGCCCUGUUAUCCCUGAAUUAAAAAUUAAGAAAUCAAAGACUAAGGAUGUUGUUCAAUCACAUGAGUUACAAUCAUCUGAGGAAACUGAUUCUGUAGCUAAAAAAGUUAAAAAGGCUAAGAAGCCUAAAGAGAAUACUUCUGAAGUUUAUACUGGAGUUAAUAUUUUAUCAAGUGACCAAGCGAUGCCUUCAAGUGUCAGAGUUAAUGAAGAACAAAAAAUUAAAAAAUCUAAGACUGUGGAAACAGUUCAAAAUACUGAACCGACUGCAAUUAAUGGUUCACUAGCAUCACCAGCAAAAAAUUCUAGAUCUCAAGAGUUAGAGAAUAAUAAUGAGGAACCUAAAAAAUUGAAGAAAUCUAAAAAAAUUGUUGAGGAAGAAAAAAGUUCAGAAAAAGUAGAGAAGAAUUGUAUGAUGCUGGCAAUAGAUAAAGUUUUAACAAGUGCAUCGAAAAAUUCUAUGAUACUUGGUGGAUUUUCAGACAGUGAUGAUGAUUUACCAGAUCAACCGAUUGUGUUGUCAUCUGUAAAAGUUGAGAAAAACAAUGAGCUUGUGAAUGGAGAGAUUAAGAAAUCGAACAAGUCUAAAAAGUCCAAGGAUAAAGAUUUAGGUUCUUCUAAUCAAACUUUUGAAGAGUCGAAUUUAGUAAAUGAUUCUGUGAUGAUAGACACUAGCACGAUAAAAGAGGAAAAGGAAAAGAAAAAGAAGAAAGUACCUGAAAUUAAUUCUGUAAUUGAGUCAGAAUCAAUUCUUUUGAAUCAGACAGGUCAAGAGAUUAAUUCAGUGAAUGAAUCUGUGGUGAUAAACACUAGCAGAAUUAAAGAAGAAAAGAAAAAGAAGAAGAAGAAGAAAACGUGUGAAUCUAACUCUGUGAUUGAGUCGGAGUCAACUCUUUUAAAUAAUACUGAGGUAGACACGAAUAUAGUUAAGCAGGAAUCGAAAAAGAAGAAGAAAAAGAAGUUACUCGAAGGUAUUGCGAAUCCUCUUAGUAAUUCUACGAUUAAUGACUCUCAGUUGGAUUCAUUUACUGAAUUAGAUGACAGUACUUUUAACUCAAGUGAGUUGCAAAUGAGUGUCAUUAAAAUUAAAGAAGAGCACAAAGGAAAAAAAUCUAAAGUUGCUGAUCCUUCUGGUAGUUCUACGAUUAAUGAAUCGGAACUCGAUUCAGUUGUUGAAGAUUCUUCAAGGUUACAGGGACUAGGAAACUCCGGUGAAGUUAGAACUAAAAAAUCUAAAUCUAAAGAGUUUAUCGAACCCCAAGUACCCCAAAAAGAAAGUGAGGGUAAAAAAAGUAAAAGUAAAAAAUCAAACUUUGAUGUAAACUUGAAAAUUAAAGAAGAACCAGCUUCCGACGCUGAAGGUUCUAAUAAAAAAUCUAAAUCGAAACAUAAAGACACGGAUAAAUCUAAUGUUAGUAAAAAAAUAACGAUAAAGCAAGAAGUCAUUAUUAAACAAGAAGAUAAAAAAUCUGGCAAGAGAAAAAAUAGAGAUGAUACUAUUAAUUUGAGUGAUGUUAAAUUCGAAGCAGGUUCGGAUGCUGAAGGCCCUGCUGCUAAGAAAAAAAUACAUAAAUUAGUAUUUACUGAAUAAGAUAAAUUUUUUAAUAUUUGUCAUGUUUUUAAAUAAGAUUAAUUAUUAAGAUAGCCAAAUUAACAGCUCACUGAAUAUAUAUUUAUGUAAAUAAUUAUAUUUUUUGUCUUUUAUUAUAAGUAUAUACAGUGUUGUAAGAACACUAUUGAUAAU